AUGACUACAACAGUCCUCUCUUCAAUCUCCAACUCCACUACACAGGCAAGGGUGUGGGAAUCAGCAGUUCCACCCAGUUUACAGUUUGCUUUGGGUGUUAUUGGAAAUUUAAUUUCACUGAUCGUGUUGUUAAUGUCCAGAAAGAGACACAAAUGGAAACCUUUUUAUAGACUCGUCGUCGGAUUAGCUUUGACAGACGGGGGAGGCAUUCUGUUGGUCUAUCCCAUUGUGAUGAUGAGAUAUGAAUCAGACUUUACAUAUGAUUUUCCUAAGCCUGUUUGCGACUAUAGCUCAUUUAUAUUUACAUUUACUCCACUAUCCUCGGCACUGAUUGUUUGUGCCAUGUCUUUCGAUCGUUUCUUGGCUAUUUUAUAUCCUUUUAAGUACAAUAUCGCUGGAAAGGAGCGUCGGACAAAUAUAACACUAUUAUCCAUCUGGACUUUUAGCACCUUCGUCUCCUCGUUGCAUUUGAUGGGACUUGGUUCGAGUUGUAAUUUCUACCCUGGAUCUUGGUGCUUUUUGAACUUUGUUGGAAGUUCUACGAUGGACAGAGUUAAUUCCUUUAUAUACUCAAUUUUAGGAUAUAGUAUUUUGAUUACAACCAUUUCCCUCAAUAUAUUUGUCAUUAUAACACUUUGUAAAAAUAUAAGAGCAUCCAAACAAGGACUUAAUCGCAAGGUAAAGAAAAGUGAUGUCUUCAACAUGAUUUUACUUCUGGUCAUUGUCGUGGCAUUCACCGUCUGCUGGAUACCGCUAAUUUCAAUAAUAUUUGCACAUGCUGCCAUGUGGAUUGAAGGAAAUGGUCCUAGAGAACUGUUGGUGCUAAGAUUUGCAGUCACCAACUCAGUCGUAGAUCCAUGGAUUUACAUUCUUCUGAGAAAGGAAAAUCUCCGAAUCCUACAGAAACGCUGUGGUGGUUUCUGUGGCAAAUUUAAUUUAACAACUGAGAGUAGUACCCAAGAAACCACACCGUCAUCUUUUUCAUUGCAAAGAAGGUCAAUGUAACACUCUAUCCUCUGCCAGAUAUGUUGACGACUUCUAC
Molecule: messenger RNA, 1042 nt
Organism: Saccostrea echinata
Lineage: Eukaryota; Metazoa; Mollusca; Bivalvia; Ostreida; Ostreidae
Product: prostaglandin E2 receptor EP4 subtype-like
Exons: 2
Coding region: 1-1005 (334 amino acids)
Biological process (GO): inflammatory response; positive regulation of cytosolic calcium ion concentration; adenylate cyclase-activating G protein-coupled receptor signaling pathway
Cellular component (GO): plasma membrane
Molecular function (GO): G protein-coupled receptor activity
Source: RefSeq, a predicted model, not a curated record